CAUCGCAGCUCUGAGCUCAGCGGACGCUUCAUCACACCAGCCACUGGAUGCCUUUCCAAGCAGAAGGCUUGCAGCUGAGGGUAAACCUCUGAGAAGCGGAUGAAGAAACAGAUCUUACUACGUUUCACAUACAGAGGACUAGUCAGCAAAGGAAAAAAGAGCAAAAGAAGAAAAUGGCCAAUUUUAUAUUACGGAAAGCCGAACCCAAGGAUGUGUCUGACAUACUGCGACUCAUAAAGGAACUGGCAAAAUUUGAGGAAAUGGAAGAUCAAGUUAUUCUCACUGAGAAAGAUCUGCUGGAGGAUGGGUUUGGAGAUCAUCCGUUCUAUCACUGUAUCGUGGCAGAAGUGCCCAAACAGGAGCAGAGCGUUGAUGGUCAUGUGAUCAUUGGCUUUGCCAUGUAUUAUUUCACCUAUGACCCCUGGAUUGGGAAACUGCUCUACUUGGAGGACUUCUAUGUCAUGAAAGAGUUUCGGGGUUUUGGAAUUGGGUCUGAAAUCCUGAAGAAACUGAGUCAGACGGCGGUCAGGACUCGGUGCAGCAGCAUGCACUUCAUCGUGGCUGAGUGGAACAAGUCCUCCAUUGAGUUUUACAAACGGCGUGGAGCGUCUGAUCUCUCGCUGGAGGAAGGAUGGAGGCUCUUCAAGAUCGACAAGCAGAACCUGCUCAAGAUGACCGAUGAGGAGUAAACCGGGUGUCAGGAGAUUGUUGCAGUGUGAUUGAAACUCUGGUGCUGGUGUUCACUAAAGUGGACAGAUCUUCAAAACUCAUUUUGAAGCAUUCAGGGUGUAAUGUUACAUCCCAAACCUUUAAUUCUUACCCAUAAUACCCAUAAAUCAUUGUGUGUUUUUUUUAUUGCAAUGUCUGACAAGAGUUUAUCACUUCUACCUUUAGAUGUGUAAUUCUCUCGACAUCAUUUCGAAAAAUAUUUUUCUUGUUUUGAAGUAAAAGGUACAUAAAAUAUUUAUUUUCUUUUGUGAUUUAAUCAUUCAUGAAUCAGGUUGUAAUGUAAUGAAUCAUAUGUACUGAUGUUUAUAUAGAUGUGGCAUA
This is a messenger RNA of Carassius carassius (crucian carp), 1050 nucleotides long. Its product is annotated as diamine acetyltransferase 1-like. The transcript has 6 exons. Gene Ontology annotation, molecular function: N-acetyltransferase activity. Lineage: Eukaryota; Metazoa; Chordata; Actinopteri; Cypriniformes; Cyprinidae. Bases 174 to 689 code for a protein of 171 amino acids. The record is from RefSeq and is a predicted model, not a curated record.